UUAUAUUAAGGGUGGCUGAGGGGACAUGUGUUGUUGUUGCGGCGGUGUUGAGAGGCGGCGUCUGGUCCACGCCUGGCUCCUCACAUCUGUCUCGCUGUGUACACCUGUCUUCUCGUCACACGCCACACACACCUGUCUGGCUCCGUACCGUACACCUGAGAAGCAGUUCUCUACCUGUUGAUCAGUGUUGGAAGGUGUGGGAGGCAGCAUGGCGGAGGAGGAGAGCGCAGAGGGGGUCAACGUGCUGGUCAAGUUCAUAACCAAGCAGGAGCAGUAUGCUGUCCCUGGAGCAUCGGUCUCGGUGAUGGCCAAUAUUACUGUUGCCGGAUUGAAUAAAGUUAUCAAAGCUUUUAUCAAGCGUUGUUCAAGUGACCAGAAAGAUCUUCCCCAGUUUGAGUUCAUUGUGAAUGGACAGCUUUUAGUUGGGGUCCUCAAGGAAAGGUUGGAAGAGUGUGGAGUGAGCCUUGAGUCUGUGGUUGAAAUUGAAUACCUAGAGAAACAGCCUCCACCUACUCCAAAGGAUUCUUUGCAUCAUGAUGAUUGGGUGGCAGCUCUACAGUGCAGCAACCAGUGGUUGUUGACAGGUUGCUAUGACAACACACUGCACCUGUGGGAUGUUGCUGGCCUAGCUGCAGGUCAGGGGGAUCGUGCCCACACACUCACCAUACCUGCACACAGGGCACCUGUCAAGGCCGUUACCUGGGUCCACACAGACUCCCCUACCAAAACAUUUAUUAGUACAUCAAUAGACCAGACGGCAGUAAUAUGGGUGUGGCAGAGCGAAACUAACACUGUAGAGUGUGUGAGUGAGUGCCGUGGACACACUCAGAGUGUUGAGUGCGUUGCAGUCGACCACAGCAAAAAGUUUUUUGCGACUGGCUCUUGGGACAACAUGUUGAAGAUUUGGUCUACAGGUGACAAAGGUGUUGAGGAGGAGGAUGCCGAAGAGGAACAGGACUCAAAGAAAAGACGAGCAGCUAAGAAGCCUCAGAAGAAAACUCCAAUUAUUACACUUGCUGGUCACUCCGAAAGUGUUGGAGGAGUUGUGUGGACAGGCAACAGAGAGGUGGCCACUGCCUCCUGGGAUCAUUCUCUCCGUAUUUGGGAUACCGAGAUUGGAGGAGUAAAAUCACAAAUCAAUGGAAAUAAUGCAUUCUUUGCUGUUUCGUGGUCACCUCUUAACCACCUCCUUUUGACGGGAUGUGCAGACAGGUUCAUAAGGAUGUAUGAUCCACGUAUCACAGAUGGCUCUGUCGUGCAACAAAAGUUUUCAUCACACACUAAAUGGGUUCCAAGUGUGAAGUGGAGCACCACAAAAGAGCAUCUUUUUGUGUCCGGAGGCUAUGACAACCUAGUCAAGCUCUGGGAUAGCAGAAGUCCCAAGGCUCCCCUUUAUGAUCUCUCCGGUCAUGAAGAUAAAGUUUUGGCGGUAGAUUGGUCACAUCCUGAUUUCAUCGUCAGUGGUUCUUCAGACUGCACAGUAAAAGUUUUCUCCAAUGGAAAACCAUAAAAUGCUAUGAUUAACUAAUUAUACACCUUGGUAUCUUUUUAACAUUAAAGUAAUGCUAUUACUUUUGUGUUUUUAAAAUUGUUCCUUUGUUGCAUGUUGUUGGUAACCAAAAUAUUUACUUUUAUUCCACCAAGCAAAUUUCCAUACAUAUAAUAUUGUAGUCCAGGGUGAGCUGUAAAAAGAAUGAUGAGACUUUAUAUGAGGAAGAAGAAUCAUGUGCAACAAUGGGGAAUUGGUGAAACUUGUAAAUAAAGUGUAUAGUUGUGGAAUACUCGUUUAAUGUCAAAUGUCUCAAGUCAUGCUCUCCUUCUCGGUGCAAGUUGAGACACCGAGCCACUUACAAUAAUGUUAUGAUGCUUGGUGUGCUUUGACCACCCAUUUACUUAUGAAUGGAUUAAGGUUUGCAUACAAGCUUCCAAUUAUUUACAAUUUUGUACACAUACUUGGUGUUUUGUAGGCACACAGGUAGCUCUAUGAUAGCCUCUUCCACUGAAGAGUAGGAAUUUAUUUAAAACUUUUAAAUUUUCUGCAUUCACUUUUACAUUUUGAAUGAAUUAUUCAAUUUUACUGAUCUUAUUUUCUAUUUAUUAAGUUUGCAGAAUCUGGCAGUGAUAUUAAUGAAAUAACCAUGUCAUGUGUUGACAGUUGGAAAAGUCUGGUAUAACAUGUGAGAUGAUACACAUACGCACACAUGAUAUUUAGUGUAUCCACAUCCAAUAGUUAUGAAUUCUAUAUUGUGUGUAAAUUUCAAAUUAAAAUUUAGAAUUCACUCUUUAAUAAAAAUUAAGAGAUACACAGGUUUGAAUAAACUGAACAAUAUUUGAAUUUUAGCAUGCAUCAGCAUUUCUAUGCAAAAAUUGUGUGGAGACAAAUAUAUGAACAACUAGGUGAGCUGAAUUAGUUUUAAUUUGCUUCUGAGACCAAACACAGUUCAGACUUCAUCCAUACAUAAUCCCUCAUAACUUUGCAACGAUAUGUGAUGACGCUGAUCAAGCACAUGUUUCACUGGAUGGCGCCCACUGGAAUACCAGCUCAACUAGCUAUAGGUUCUUAAAUUAUGUAAAGGUGUAUAUAUAUAUAUUGCCUUUGUUUGCUCAAGUCAGUUUGAAGUAAAUAUUUAUGGUUUGUGUAUUCAAUGAGAUAAAUUCCUUGUGAAAGCUUGACUAUAACACUUGUGUGUCAUAUUGUGUAUUAUCAGCUUGUGUUAAAAAAUGACUUUUAGAAUUAAUGCAGGUAAAUUAACACAAAAAUACUUUGUAUUCAUUAUAAACUGUAAAUAACUGAAGAGUUUGUUAAGUAAAUCUCCUGUACACACAUUAAUUGGAUGGUGUAUUACGUGUAAUUGUGCCGAGACAAAUAAACCUAUAGUUUUAUAGCUGGGAA
Molecule: messenger RNA, 2893 nt
Organism: Procambarus clarkii (red swamp crayfish)
Lineage: Eukaryota; Metazoa; Arthropoda; Malacostraca; Decapoda; Cambaridae
Product: ribosome biogenesis protein WDR12 homolog
Biological process (GO): ribosome biogenesis
Molecular function (GO): protein binding
Source: RefSeq, a predicted model, not a curated record